Prunus armeniaca (apricot) is the source of this 684-nucleotide messenger RNA. Lineage: Eukaryota; Viridiplantae; Streptophyta; Magnoliopsida; Rosales; Rosaceae. The record is from the annotation of a GenBank genome assembly.
AUGUGUGGUCGAUAUGGUCACAAAAGGGAACACUGUGAUGUGCCAGAUGCUGCCUUUGUGGAGAAGACUAGUGCUGGAUCCAAUAUGGGUAAUGAUGGUUUGGUAGGAGGUGAUACUGUAAUGGGGAAAGAAGUUGAAGGCAAUGGAGGUCGAAAUACGGGUUCUAGAUUUGAUACGUUGAGACAGGUGGGUGAGAAUUUUGGGAUUAAUGGUAGAACUGAGAGGGUUAAGGCUACUCAAACUUUCACAGAGCAACUGGGAUCUUCGAUUAAAGAUGUUAGAAAGGGAUCGAAAGUUUGGACCAAGUCUAAGGCUAAUCAUGGUAAAGCUAGAACUGUCCUGAAUGACAUUUCUAAUAUGAAUGUCAAGGAAAAUGGGAAAGUGCAUGCUACUGUUGAUAAGGUGAAGGAUGCUAGCUAUUCUAAAGUUGGGUUGUUGCUGAAUAAAAGUAAUCUGGUUUAUGACGGUAAGAAAUUUGGUGGGAAAAUAUCUUUGACUGACCAAUUGAAUAAUUGGAUGAAUGAUCAGAAUGCAUAUCGAGCUACAGGGGUCUAUCACUUUGGCCAUCAACCACCCAACAUAGCCAUUAAUUGUUCUAAUACUGAGGAAGAGGUGGAUACUUAUGUCAAUGUUGAUUCUCUGGCUUCUUCUGCUCAGGAGGGCUUGAUUCCAACAGAGAAAUAG